Molecule: messenger RNA, 2793 nt
Organism: Candoia aspera
Lineage: Eukaryota; Metazoa; Chordata; Lepidosauria; Squamata; Candoiidae
Gene: ZNF385A
Product: zinc finger protein 385A
Exons: 8
Coding region: 257-1531 (424 amino acids)
Biological process (GO): mRNA localization resulting in post-transcriptional regulation of gene expression; regulation of cytoplasmic translation
Cellular component (GO): nucleus; neuronal cell body
Molecular function (GO): mRNA 3'-UTR binding; zinc ion binding
Source: RefSeq, a predicted model, not a curated record
CGGCUCUCUCUGUCGCGAGCCCUGCUGGACCGGGGGCCCCUGCAUUGUUGCUGCCACCGCUGCUGCUGCUGUGUAGUCUGGCCCGUUCCUAGCGCCGCCGCCGCCGCCGCCGCAGCGGACACGGGGGAGGCGGAGGAAGAGGCGGCGGCGGAGGCAGCAGCAGCUGCUGAUCCUCUGCCUAGGCAGCUGCCAUCCCUGCUGCGCCGCGGCCAGACCAGACGCAAGGUGCUGCCCCGGCAGCGUGAACUGAACAGGGAUGAUCCUAGGCAGCCUGAGCCGGGCGGGCCCAAUUCCUGCAAUCCUGCGCCCGCCGCCGGCCAUGAUGCAGCCACCCCUGGAUCUCAAGCCCUUCCUCUCGUUCCCCGUGGAGGCACAGCCAGCCGUGGGUCUCUUUCCAGGUUUCAACACGAUGGACCCGGUGCAGAAAGCAGUGAUCAACCAUACAUUUGGGGUCCCUGUAACCAAGGCCAAACGCCCCAUCAUCUCUUGCAACGUCUGUCAGAUCCGUUUCAAUUCUGAGAGCCAGGCUGAAGCACACUACAAGGGGAACCGCCACGCCCGGCGAGUAAAGGGAAUUGAGGCAGCCAGAACGCGGCAGAAGGAAUCGGGACCCCGUGAGGGAGACAAGCCAGGAUCUGCAGGCAGUCCAUCCUCCAGCACUGGGGAGAGUGAUUCUGACCGCACAGCUGAGCAGCUGAAUGGCAUUGGAGCCUCAGUGAUGGCGCCCCCCGUGCCAGCUCCCUCUUCGCCAGAUAAACAGCCCUGCCUGGGAUCUCCAGCAGCAGCAAUAGCACCCCACCUGGCCACUUGCCCAGAGCCAAGCCAGAGUUCCAAGAGUGGGCCGGCCUGGGGGACCAAGUUGGGAGAAAUCUCAGCCGCACCUGCAACCCCAGCCACUUCAGGGGUGACUCCCCCUAGUAACGGCAGCCCCAAGCCCGAUGAAGAAAAGGCCAAGAAGCUGCUAUACUGUGCCCUUUGCAAAGUGGCCGUCAACUCGCUGUCUCAGCUUGAGGCACAUAACAAAGGUACAAAGCACAAGACUAUCCUGGAAGCGCGCAGCGGACUGGGGCCUAUCAAAGCGUAUCCACGUCUUAGUCCCACCUCUGGAGGGGAACCAGGCAACCAAGACCCCAGUGCUCAGGAGAGAACCUUCCACUGUGAAAUCUGCAAUGUCAAAGUUAACUCGGAGAUCCAGCUCAAACAGCAUAUUUCCAGCCGGCGGCACCGGGAUGGAGUUGCUGGGAAGCCUAAUCCCCUGUUGAGUCGGCACAAGAAGCAGCGUGGCAUGGCAGAGCUGCCAGGCUCCCUGGCCUUUUCCAAGGAGCUUCCCAAGUCCCUGGCAGCUGGAUUGCUACCCAAUCCCCUGGCUGUAGCAGCUGCCAUAGCAGCAGCAGCUUCCACACCCCUGACGCUGCGGCCAGCCCCAACGCCACCCCUGUUGCAGGGCCCGCCUCUGACGCACCCGCUCCUGCGUCCGGCUCCGGGGCCCAUCCGAACUGCACAUGGACCCAUCCUCUUCUCACCAUACUGAUGCUGCCCGUCCACUCACCUGCCUGCCACAAUCCCGGGACUCCUGGCUCCACCAGAACCACACCGCCCUCCCCCCCGGCAACUAGCAACCAGUCCCGGCACUCUCACCAGGCGUCCAGGCCCACUGAAGGGAGCAUUUUACUCUUCCUCCCCAUCCUUUUUCUUUGUAACAGGAAAUGGAAUUAUUUUUCUGAGAAGAGAAAGAGGAGGAGCCCGCCCUUCUGCAUCCCCACACAUCCGUGCGCCUGCUCUCCACCCGCUCGGGACCCCAGCCAAAUCUGCACAAGUGCUGGGCUCCUGCAGGGGGCUGGGCUGAGGCGUGCUUCUUGGGGUGUGCCUGGGCGUGCACGCGCGUGUCGGUCUCAUCUUCCGAGGUACGAAAGGUUGGGGAACGGAAGUGCCUCCCCAGGACUCUGUGGCGCAUUGGCAAGAGAGGCAGUUCUGGUACCUCAGGGACUGAUCAGCAAGCAAUCUCCUUUCAUCCCAGAGCUAAGGGGGCCGUUGCCCCCCUUACUCGUACAAGCCAUUGUCCACUUGCACUGAGAAGUGGGGGGUGUAUGUGUGUGUGCAGGACAGAAGACAGGGCCUCCCGAAAGAGUCCCUACUGCAAUAAUGCUGGCCAGCACCUCCAUGUACAUAUCCCCUGAGGUCCCCCCCCCCGUCGGCACCCGCCUCCCCCUGUGCUGGCCCUUAUCCUUACUGCGCUUCCAUGCAAUGGGGCUCCCCUUGGGCUCCUCACCACGGCACCUCAAUAAGAGACUGGCAGAGCAAGUACUGUGCCCCAUUUUCCAUGCCCCCCGGUCCGUCCUGCACUGAGCAGCAGACAAACCCAAGCCUGUUCAGUUGCGUUAUUCCAGUCUACAGAACUUCCUGUCCUCUGAAUGAAGAAAAAGGUGACCCCAUCAGCUAGCCUGGGAAUGGCACGUUGGUUAAGAGAGUGCAUCAGAGUUGGGAGGAGUGGCUGGCAUCUCUUUCUGCCUCUAGACCAUUCCUUUGGGUUUUCUGUGCUGUUGCCAUGGUAACGUGACAUCUCCCCGCCUCCUUACCUUCCCUUUGCCUGUUUCUACAGAGAUGGGUCUCCACCUCUCCCUGACUGAAUGGGACAUUAGCCAAGAGGCCGGGUUGUUCUUUUCCUGGGGAUCAAGCAGCCCCCUCCUCCAAGCCCACCCCAGCCCACCCCACAGCACCUAAAAUUCCAGAUGCUUGUAAAUCCUUGGCAAGCACCCAGGUUGGUGCCUGUUGGGGCACGGCCUAUGCUGUAGC